Messenger RNA from Symbiodinium natans, 630 nucleotides. The record is from the annotation of a GenBank genome assembly. NCBI's taxonomy places the organism in Eukaryota, Dinophyceae, Suessiales, Symbiodiniaceae.
AUGAGUCCCUUCAUGAGCCAGCAGUGGGCGAAGGCAUCCAUCGCAGAAAGACUGCCGCUGGAAAGUUCGAAGGUUCAGCAGGCGAUGGCAGCACCACGUUCACUCUCGUGGACAGCGAUGCUGGGACUUCUCGAGGUUCAGAAGUCUUCAAGACAGGCAGAGGACAGGAAAACGUAUGGCAUGGUCAUGGCAGCAUGCGCCAGGCUUCAGCGCUGGCGCGCGGUUGCGCGUGUGCUGGCUGACUUGCAGGUAUCUGGCAUGAGGCUCGACGCCGUGGUAGUGGGUUCAUUGGUCGAUGCUUACAAGGAGGUUGGCAUGUGGCGCCGUGCCGCACAGGCCCUGCGGAGCUCCUCCAGUCAUGGGCUGGAGCAAAGCAUCAUCUCCCACAAUGCCCUGCUCAGUGCCAUGGGACGGUCCGCGCAGUGGCAGACAGGGAUUGUCCUGCAGGCCAGCAUGGCUCGCUCCGGCUUCCUGACCUGCGAUGUGGUAACAUACAAUGCAGCGAUCACCUCCUGCAUGAACGGCCGCCCAGCUGUGACAUUCUGGCCGAUUGGCCAUGAAACUCCACUGCUUGGUCUGCUGAGUCAGGCAAGCAAGCACACCGGGCUCUACGCAUUCUGCCCGAGAUGA